This is a messenger RNA of Strongylocentrotus purpuratus (purple sea urchin), 1852 nucleotides long. RefSeq names its product deleted in malignant brain tumors 1 protein. Gene Ontology annotation, cellular component: membrane. The record is from RefSeq and is a predicted model, not a curated record. NCBI's taxonomy places the organism in Eukaryota, Metazoa, Echinodermata, Echinoidea, Camarodonta, Strongylocentrotidae. The transcript has 4 exons. Bases 163 to 864 code for a protein of 233 amino acids.
UCCAACCGCAGCGAGAACAGCUAGUGAAGUCGUCACAGUACAUCUGGAACGGGUCCGAAGGUGUUAGCUAAAGUAUCAGCGAAGAGCCUUUAAUCAACCGACUUUGAAAUUGGCGACUUCAUCUUUCCAGCGUGUAUCACCCAUCGCCAUCUCAACAUCAAAAUGAUGUUCGCGGCUUAUCUAGUAGUGUGCUUUUUAGUAACAGCGGCGCACGCUCAGAGUAAUUUAGAAGUACGACUGGUUGAUGGAAAGGAUAGACGAGAAGGCAGAGUUGAGGUUUAUUACAAUGGAGCCUGGGGAACUGUCUGUGAUGACUUUUGGGCUGACACCGAGGCUACAGUUGUCUGCCGAAGUCUCGGAUUCGAGUCUGGAACUCUGGCAGCAUUCGCUCAUUUCGGAGAAGGAUCAGGAGAAAUCGUCCUGGAUGAUGUAUCAUGUACUAGAAAUGAAACAAAUCUUGGUGAAUGUUCUAAUGCUGGUCUCGGCGUCCAUAACUGUGGGCACUCUGAAGAUGCCGGAGUCUUCUGUUCCGCUCAGACAGUAUCAGCAGAAUUACGACUGGUUGAUGGAACCUGCAACAGCGAAGGCAGAGUUGAGGUUUUCUACGACGGAGUCUGGGGAACGAUUUGUGAUGACUUCUGGGAUGACACCGAUGCUGGAGUUGUCUGCCGAAGUCUUGGUUACAGCUCGGGAACUGCGGUAGGAAGCGCUGAAUUCGGACAAGGUUCAGAGGAUAUGCCAAUCAUAUUCGACGAUGUUCGGUGUUCCUCUAGAGAUACCGCUCUGGAGUAUUGCCCGAGCAAUGCUCCUUUCGAUAAUAACUGCUCGCACGCCGAAGAUGCCGGUGUCAGAUGCACUGAGUGAAGACGAUGCUGAGAGAACGUGUACACCUCGAGUGUUACAGUGACCCGAUUUAAAGUUUUCUGCCACUCUCUUCCAUCUAUACUCUUCUUCAUGGCACGAUGACCAAGGAUUUAACUGUUAUCUAUCUCUAUUGCAUUUUAAAGCUGGUAUUAUAAAACACAUUGAGAUAUAGCGUUCAUCUUUAAUGAUAGGGACCCGUUAUAAAGAUGCUUAAGUUGGCUUUGUGUAGUGCAAAGCUGUCUCAUUUUUUUACCAGUUGCUCGUGCUUUUUUAUAAUAAUUGAAUACCAGGGUAGUCGUUUUUCAUAGAACUUAUAACGGUGUAAGUUAUAACAAGCCGAAAAGAUAGUAGAUGAUUCCAUUAACUGAAAAAAUAUCAAGAACUAUAUAAUCUUUAACACUGACGAUCAUGGACAAUUUUAUCACAAUGAUAUCGAAAUAACAUAUGGUAUGCAUUGAUAUAAUCAAUUUUAUUAAUCAGUCAUAAUGAAAGUCACAUUUUAAAAGAUGAUCAAUAUCGGUCAAGUGUCAUUGUGUAAUAUAUCAUGUCUAAAAGACAUAAAUUAUACAGAAGUACGUAUUAUAUGAUUACAUUUUUGUGGGUUUUCUUUACAUAAAAUUUCAAAUCUAAAGCGGAAGUAAAUUAAUUCGAACAUACAUUUUUAUUAGAUAUCCAAUCGUUAAGGGGGACGGAUAUUUCAAUAUUUAAAAUCGUACUUUCCACAUGAUUAUGAUAUUGAUAGAUAAUCGCAAUUGGUGAUAAAAUGUGAGAUAAAACUAUUUUGAUUUGUGAAAUCUUGGAGUUAUUCGUCGGUAUAAAAAUGCUUUGUGUUGGACUGUUGGUUUUCUUAGAUGCAAAGAAUUUGAUGGUCGAACCUUUUUCACGCUUCCCUUCAAUUUGAUUAUGAUACGUUGCAGGGGCCUACUAACUGGAUCCAAAUUGAAAGUAUUCUAUGGUUUCUUUGGGAUUAAAGUCUUUCUGCAUUGCA